ACGGAUGCCAUUUCAUCAGUUCUUUUAAUUAAUAGGCUGUGCACCAUUUGAACCUCCAUCAUAUUUUUGUGUAUAGUAUCAAGUCAUCAAACCAAUAAAGCUUUAUCUUAUGACAAAACAGUCGCUGAAAUUGUGUACACUUAAGUUUUAAUGCGCACCAACCUCCUCUGUCCCACGUGAGCCAUCAUUGGUAACUACUAGUUUCGCUUCAUGCACUUUUUACACGCUCCCUUGGUUUUGUAACGCUGAUACACUUUAUGUUUUAACUAAGAACAGUGCUAACUGAAAUUAACAAAAUAACUUUGUAAGUACUUCAAGUACUUAAGUACCUAGAAGUAUUUCAGAGUAAGUACAUGCGGUUUAGUCAUAUUUGAUUAAUAUUGGCAGAGAACAAAAUGAAUGAAACUCGAAUGCCAGGCGAGUGUUCAAAACAAAACUGACUUUACCACGGUUUUGUACUACGAUUCUCCAUUUUAAGUCAUAAGCCUCCAGAUGUUUCUCCUGUACAUCUGCAUUGUGCAGUUUGUUAGCUGUGAUGAUCUCUCCUCUGAAGAUCCUCAGAUUACCAUAACUGCCACAGUGGGUUCCACAGCUCUCCUGCCCUGUAAAUGUACCACUGAACCUGAUAAAACACCACAUGUUAGGUGGAGGACUGAUACUGAGACAGUGUUUGAGCGAGAGGGUAAAGAGUGGUUUGAUGGUGAGGAAUAUGAGGGUCGUGUGGACGUUCCUAAGGACGAGCUGAAUAGAGGAGACUGUUCUCUGGUGUUGAAGAAUGUCAGAGUUACUGAUGAGGGCGUCUAUAUAUGCUACCAGCUGGUGAUAAAACGUACAAAGAGGUCUGUUUCUGUACCUCACUUGAUCCAGACUGUUCAUCUCUCAGUUGAUGGCUUCUCUGAAGAUCUUCUGAUCAGCAUAACUGUCACAGUGGGUUCCACCACUCUCCUGCCCUGUAACUGUAACACUGAAACUGGUAAAACACAGUAUGUUCAGUGGAAGAACGAUAUUGAGACAACAGUGUUUGAGCGAGAGGGUGAUGAGUUGUAUCAGGGUGAGGAAUAUGAGGGUCGUGUGGACGUUCCUGAGGACAAGAUGAAUAAAGGAGACUGUUCUCUGGUGUUGAAGAAUGUCAGAGCUACUAAUGAUGAUGGUGAAUAUAGAUGCUACCAGCUGGUGAUGCUCACAGGGAGCUUUGGUUCUAAACGUCAUUUGAUCCAGAUUGUUCAUCUCUCAGUUGUUGCCAAAGAAACGACAACACAGAGUUCAGACUCAGACUCUACCAGAGACUCCUUCUCUGAACAGCCUCAGAUCAACAUAAUUGCCAGAGUGGGUUCCACAGCUCUUCUGCCUUGUAAAUGUAACACAGGGUAUUUAAUACCACAUGUUGAGUGGGCGAUUUAUCUUAAGACAGUGUUUGAGCGAUUGGGUGAUAUCUCGUAUCCUGGUAAGAGAUAUGAGGGUCGUGUAGACGUUCCUGAAGAUGAACUGAAUAAAGGAAACUGUUCUCUGGUGUUAAAGGAUGUCAAUGUUGAUGAUGAGAACAUCUAUAGGUGCUACCACCCGGAGAGACUUUUUGGAUCGUUGAUCCAGACUGUUCAUCUCUCAGUUGUUGGCUCCAUCCUUAAAGAUCAGAUCAACGUAACUGCCAGAGUGGGUUCCACAGCUCUUCUGCCUUGUGAAUGUAACACAGAGUAUCAUCUAAUACCACAUGUUGAGUGGAAGAAUGAUAAUGAGACAGUGUUUGUGCAAUUGUUUGGUAUCUCGAAUCAUGGUGAGGGAUAUGAGGGUCGUGUGGACGUUCCUGAGGACGAGCUGAAUAAAGGAAACUGUUCUCUGGUGUUGAAAAAUGUCAAUGUUAAUGACGAGAAAGUCUAUAAAUGCUAUGAGGUGGCAAGAGGCAUCUCUUCUUUUAAACUGCGUUCGAUCCAGAUUGUUCAUCUCUCAGUUGAUGGUCGUUUCUACAAUUCGCUCGACUUGAUCCUGCACCCAGGACUAAAGGAAGACGAAAAUCAAGGCUCUUCUCUUUACUGGCACCCAAGUGGUGGAACGAACUUCUUCUGUCUGUCCGAACAUCUGAGUCUCUUGCUGUCUUUAAAAAACGAUUAAAAACCCACCGUUUUACGAAACACUUAGGCUGACUUGUACUUACUUACUAACGUCUUUCCAUUU
Molecule: messenger RNA, 2169 nt
Organism: Trichomycterus rosablanca
Lineage: Eukaryota; Metazoa; Chordata; Actinopteri; Siluriformes; Trichomycteridae
Exons: 8
Coding region: 493-2106 (537 amino acids)
Biological process (GO): cell surface receptor signaling pathway; negative regulation of T cell proliferation; immune response
Cellular component (GO): external side of plasma membrane
Source: RefSeq, a predicted model, not a curated record